Molecule: messenger RNA, 1539 nt
Organism: Guyanagaster necrorhizus
Lineage: Eukaryota; Fungi; Basidiomycota; Agaricomycetes; Agaricales; Physalacriaceae
Product: ARM repeat-containing protein
Exons: 8
Coding region: 9-1277 (422 amino acids)
Cellular component (GO): cytoplasm; membrane
Molecular function (GO): protein binding
Source: RefSeq, a predicted model, not a curated record
ACCUGUGGAUGUCUCAGCAAUCAGCCGCUUCAAAGCCUUCGUUGCAGGGUGUUCGAAUCAAAGCUAGGAAAGGCGCCGUAAAGGCUCACGCAAAACACGAACCAGCGGUCUUCAGAGACCAGCUCUACAGACAUCUCGAAACGGUCCCAGAAGGCGACUUUGAUUCAUUUGCUACUAAACUAGUUCAAGCAGGCUCAACUCUCGAAUUUCUCAAAUAUGCCGAUGCGCUUUUCGAAAUCAUUCUCGUCGGAGGUCUCAUCCAGCCUGGAGGCAACUACGUUGACGAUGGUGCUCCUGUGUCCCCGUUUACCAUCUUCAAUGCUAAGGAACCGGCCGAGGUAGAGGACCUUCGGAAAUACAUCGAAGUCUUGAACAAACUCAUUAGACGAUACAAAUAUCUGCAGAAACCACUGGAAGAAUCUGCGCUUCCUACAAUCUUGCAAUAUAUACACCGGUGGUCAUCAGCUCAGAAAGACAAGCUAUCGAUAGCGAUUGGCCUGUUGUUUUCUCAAGGCUUGGCUAGUGCCUCCUGUUUACAGAGUUUGACGAAGGAUCACUUGCUUAAGAAUGAUGUCUCCAUCGAUGUCAUCACGUUGAUAUUCCGUUCCUUCCUCGUGGACCAAUCCAUGGAACAUCUGUCAGCGACGCUCAAGCGUGGUGGUAUCAAGGAUUUACUCGCUUUCUUCCCUGCCAACAAACGCGAGGGCAAGAAUCUGGAAGAGCACUUCAAGAAGAGCGGGCUUCCCCAGGUCGCGGAAUGGUACGCCAAGAAGCAGUAUGCUGUGGUCAAGGAAGGAAUAGUCAAGGACCUUCAAGAGCUUUGUGAACGCGAAGAGACCCGUGAACAGAUUAUUGCCGCUAUUAAGAGCCGUCAGGAAGCAACGCCAAUUCCUGACACGGAACUCAUUCAAUGCAUUUGGCAGGGUCUCAUGGCUUCCGUUGACUGGAGCGCACGCCCAGAUCAAAUUGAAGGUCUCGCUCUGCGUGAAGUUGGAAAGUUCUCACCUAUUCUAGAGCCAUUCUGUGACGGACCGAAGACGGAAGUUGCUCUCAUAAAUGUUGUACAAGUUUAUUGUUAUGAAGAUACUCGCAUCAUUAAGGCUUUUCCACAAAUUCUCAAGGUUCUGUACAAUAAAGACUGCAUUUCAGACCAAGCUAUCGUAUACUGGUACCAAAAGGGCUCAAAACCCCAGGGUCGCCAGCACUUCCUGAAGAGCACUGAGGCUCUUGUCAAAUUUUUGCAGGAGCAGGAGGACGAGAGUGAGGAGGACGAGUAACUGAUUACAAUGCAAAGGUAACCAUGAAUAGCUGACAAUCGUUGUUUUCAACACGACGAUUAUUGUACACGAAUCACAUGAAGUACAGAUAAAAAACCGUAACAGGAGCGACACUACCACAAACACUGGUUACAAAAAGACAAGGAACCAAAAAAAGGGUAUAUCAGAUGUGUGUUGCCUUACCACGCCUCUGGUCCGGGCGCAAAAUCCGGUGUCCAGCCGUUGGUACCGUGCAUCUGCAGGAAGAUGCCAUCAGAACCGU